Messenger RNA from Panicum hallii, 2110 nucleotides. RefSeq names its product ALBINO3-like protein 1, chloroplastic. The record is from RefSeq and is a predicted model, not a curated record. Gene Ontology annotation, biological process: protein localization to chloroplast; thylakoid membrane organization; protein insertion into membrane. Gene Ontology annotation, molecular function: membrane insertase activity. Lineage: Eukaryota; Viridiplantae; Streptophyta; Magnoliopsida; Poales; Poaceae. The transcript is spliced from 12 exons. Gene Ontology annotation, cellular component: chloroplast thylakoid membrane. Bases 184 to 1659 code for a protein of 491 amino acids.
GCGUCGCUUCGCCUCCAGCGGCGUCUGCUCCUGCCUGGCUGCCUCCUACUACAAGUCUAGCGUCGCUUCGCUUCGCUUGUGUUGGGGCCGCCUGCUCGACUCGCUUGCUCUGCGCUACCGCCCGCCGCGGCCUUCCCAAUCUCCGACCACCACCACCCCCGCCUCCUGCUCCUCCAAAUUCCAAUGGCCGCGCCCUCUCACCUCCACCUCCUGGGCUGCCCCCAAACCCUAGCCCUAGCCCCGCCCUCGUCGCGGGGCCCCUCCGCUGCCUCUCCCCGCCUCGGCUUCCGCCGCCUCCGCCUCCGACCCGUCGCCGCGCUCGGCCCAGCCGACGCCGGCGAGAUGCUCGGCCGCGUCGAGGCGCUCCUCUACACCGUCGCGGACGCCGCCGUCGCCGCGGCCCCGGAGGCGGAGGAGGCCGCCGGGGACUGGCUCUCAGGCAUCACCAACUCCAUGGAGACCGUGCUCAAGGUUCUCAAAGAUGGUCUAUCAGCUCUCCAUGUUCCCUAUUCAUAUGGUUUUGCAAUAAUUCUCCUCACUGUUCUUGUUAAGGCUGCUACAUUUCCUCUUACAAAGAAGCAGGUUGAGUCUGCACUUGCAAUGAGGUCACUGCAACCUCAAGUGAAGGCCAUUCAAGAACGAUAUGCUGGUGAUCAGGAAAGGAUACAGCUUGAAACUGCUCGUUUAUACAAGUUAUCUGGUGUUGACCCACUUGCAGGAUGCUUGCCUACGCUCGUGACAAUACCAGUUUGGAUUGGUCUAUACAGAGCUCUCUCAAAUGUAGCUAAUGAGGGACUUCUGACUGAAGGCUUUUUUUGGAUACCUUCUUUGGCUGGUCCUACAACAAUUGCUGCUCGACAAAAUGGCCAGGGAAUAUCCUGGCUUUUUCCAUUUACGGACGGCCAUCCACCUCUUGGCUGGUCGGACACUUUGGCAUACCUUGUCUUGCCAGUUCUUCUUGUCAUUUCACAAUACAUAUCUGCUCAAGUAAUGCAGCCACCAAAGAGCAAUGAUCCUAGCCAACAAGGUGCUCAAGCUGUUACAAAGUUCUUGCCAUUGCUAAUUGGUUAUUUUGCUCUUUCUGUGCCUUCUGGACUAAGUCUAUACUGGCUUACUAAUAAUAUUCUCAGCACUGCCCAACAAGUGUGGCUUCAAAAGCUUGGAGGUGCAAAAAACCCUGUCAAAGAAUACAUUGACAAACUUUCAAGAGAAGAGUCAGCUAAUGUUCGGAAGAAUGAAGCUGCUGUUCAGGAUGAACCCCUCCCUAACCUUAGUAAACCCCAGCCCAGCCAAGAGCCGAAAGCAACUGGGCCACAACGAGGUGAAAGAUUUAGGAAACUAAAGGAGGAAGAGUCGAGGAGAAAAGAGGUUCUGGGACAAGCAACGCAAUCAGAACAGUCAAGCACUGAAUCUAGAGUCCUUGAUGGAGCACAAAAUUUGGACGCGUCUUCUGGAGACAACAAAGAUGAACAGGAACCUCAUGAAAAUGGAUCAGUCGUAGCUAAUAAUAAUGGUGGACUUAACCAUAGUAGAAAUGAAAAGAUUCUGAAUGGAAACUCAGAUAAGGAAGCACCUGACGGUCAUUCCUCAGUAAGCAAACCUACCUCAUCAGACAGCCACAAAUUGACGGACCAAGAGAAUGGAAAUGAUGCGGUGUAGCGAAUGCAUGUAGGCACCUCUAGCCAUUCUACUGCUAUGAUACGCUCUCUGAAAACCGCCGGCACAAGCAGAUCUGCUUCUUCCACACGCUGUUCUGAAUUCAUCGUCCAGUUUAGUUUGAGAUAGUGAGCAAUAGUUUCACAGCUGCAGGAGAGUCGAGUAUCACAAGGAGAUACCGGGAGGCUAAAUUGUUUGAAACCACGAUCUAGCGCUAGGCUCUUUCUUUUCUAGAAUUUGAAGGUGUAGAUUAUGUGAAGCUGUCUACGUUCUCCAGCUGGGAUGGAUGUAUGGUAGCUGUAAAUAUGUAUCUUCCAUCCUCGCCUGAUUUUUGACCGUACAAGCGGCUGAUAUUUUACUUAGCUAGCAGUAUACCUCGUGACAAUAAUUUUGGAAUGCAUGGUGAUGUCUGACAAAACAAUACGGAUACACCAGCAUUUUGUCUUCAGAAGCA